UUAGAAAGCAGGAAAUUGCAUAUGGCGGAAGCGUUUGAAGAGGAAAAUGUCAAUAUGAAAAAAAUGUAAUUCCAAGGGAUCAGAAGAUUUUGCAGUUAAGAAAAUGAAGGAGUUAGGAAAACUUGUUGCACGUUGGGACAAGCUAAAGGGCUGGAGCUCUAUGCUAGAAGAGAUUUCCAACAAACUGAACACGGGCAGUAUGGAAGACGAGAGCAUAACUCUUGAAGUUGGCCCGCAGUUAUUACACACUCUCCGUCAUCCAUGUGCAAUAAGAUGCUCAGAGAUCACAUGCAGUAAACUGUGUCAGGUGUUUACGUGCCAUUAUACAAAAGGGGCCACCCAGGGUGUGAAAGUUUGGCUGCUUGAAUCCAAGGAGAAGUCGGAGGUCUGCACAGCUUCCAAUUUCGAGACUGAUCAUGUUCUCACUGCCAUGACGUACGUGUCAAAGCACCGCGUGUACUUGACGUACGGCGCCGAUCUGGUCCUGAGAUUGUUCACGGACUUUAACGGAGGCUUUAAGGAGUUAGAGAACAUACCAACACUGGCGACGACCCUGUGCCUGGUGUACAACAAAGAGGAAGAUGAAGUCUACGCUGGUGGCAUCGGCUUCGUUGAUGAGUGGAAAGUUCAGGGUGCAGAGCAUGCAGCAUUCAUCGUACCGGGACGAAAAUUCUAUGCAGAACUGACAAGAAAUGAUUGGGUGUGGGACGUACAGAUUGUGCGCCAGAACAAUCAUCUCUUACUUCAACACAGCAACGGCCUUUGUGUUCUAAACCUCAAGACUCGAAGAGUAAUUGAACGGAUUCCAAGCAGCCAUGAUGGUUCAUUAAAGUGCUGUUGUUACUAUCCACCCAAUGAUUUCCUCAUCACUGGUGGGGCAGAUGGAAAGAUCAAGUUGUUCAACGGCUCGGUGUUCAAUCUGAUGAAUUCCUUCAUUGCCCACCAUGGACCUGUGACAGGUCUAGAGGCCCACAUGAAUGAUCCUCUGCUGUUCUCCUGCUCCCAUGACGGAACUGUGAGAAUCUGGCGGCUUGACACACUGCAGAUUUUCACGAGGCUUGAUGUAGGGGAGAAGAUCUACAAAAUGGGACUGCUGUCUAUCGCAGAGUUCUAUAUCCAAACCAAGAAGGAUAUACUGGUCUACAGUCUUAAUCAGUUCUACCAAUUCUUCUCACCUGUUGAGUCUGAGACCAAACGGCUGAUGAACUGCCGAGCCAAAGGUCGUCAAAACAGAAUUCUAGGAUCCACUGAGGACGGCAGUGUCCGAUUGUUUUCACCAGUGACCGGCCUCACGCUGACCAUCAUAUACCCCAUGGCUUCAUUCCAGGUGUUGACUUCCUUCUCAUAUGACAUUCAUCAAGGCAGACUUCUAACAGUGCUUACCGAUGGAUCAGUGAUUGUGUUUAACACGACCACCAAUCCGUGCAAGGCUAAGGAGCUCUGGAGCCCCAGCAGAGAGGAUGAGCAAGUCAACAUUCUGCUGCAGGUCCCUGUGGAAUUCACCACAGAUGAGGGUCCAAGUUUCGAUAAUCUGGUGCUAGCUGGUCUAAGAAACGGGCAGAUCACACUCUGCGAGGCGGCAGUUUGCUCCCUUCAUGAGCCAAUUCAAGCGCACGAGGGUGCGGUAAUGUGUCUCGAAAGCUGCCUCAAUGUAAGCGACAGUGGCAAGCUUCUGCGAGAUACAGUGGACCGGAUAGUGUCUGGCGGCACCGACCAAUACGUGAAGGUUUGGUCCGUGGUCGUUCAGUUGGAACGGAAGAAGCUGUUUGUGAACGUUACCCUUGUGAUAAAGAUCCUAUUGUCAAGUGUUCCUUUAAUGCUGUGCAUGUAUAGCGAUAUUGUGUGUGUGGCACUUUCUGAGAACAAAGAAUUCAGACGGAGGUGGCCUCUGGUGAUGUACAAGCUGGUCCCCAUGAAUAGAACAGGAAGGAGCAGCCCCGGAUACGUGAUGCCCCUGCAGAUGUCACAUCCUGUAGACGAGGAUCAUACACACGAGCUGACUGCCUUGGACAAGUGCCCCAUGAUCAACCUGGUCGUGACGUCGGGAAAGGACGGUUUUGUAAAGGUUUGGUCCAGAAACAAUGAGUUGCUCAGGGAGAUGAACUUUGCCACGCCCAUCUACGCUGUGUGCUUUGCGAACGACAGAGGCGACAUUCUUGUUGGAUAUGGAACAAACGUCUGCUCAGUGUCAGUGGUCAAUUAUCUCCCUAUACGAUUGUUAAAGAACCUUCUAGAUCUUGGCAGCUACACUUACAAGAAGGACAUCCGUGAACUCCCAGUGACCUUUGAGAACAGGCGUGAAACCUGGCUUGACCUAACCAAACUGAAGUCAUACUCGCUGGAUAUUUAUAAUCGCCGUUGGCAACGUCUAGAGGAGGACGUAAUCCAGCGUCUGAAACACGCCACUGAGAAAACCACAACCCACAGAAGAUUCGUGAUCUACAUCGACGGGGGUACAACGAAGUUGAUCAGGAAGGACUUGGCCGAUAGACUUCUUAGUUGGGCUAGGGGCGUGAAUAAAUCCAAGAGUUCAAAGAAGAGGUCAUACGAUUUGGUCAAGAUCGCAGGUGAGUCAGUGAAUACUUCACCAACUUCCAAUCAAUCACCAGAAUCCACUGAAAACUCACAAAAGCUCGAGUUCUUUUACUCGGAAAACCUCCUGCAGGUGUACCCGUUUGAAGUGGGGGUCACAAUAAGGGCCCUGGAGUCACACCUGCCCAAGGGACCGAUUGUGAUGAGGCUGCUACAGGAAAGGGAUCUUCUGAAGAAGGAGCCAAUCAUAGCACCCGAUGGUUACAUUCCAAACUCUGUAAUCCGGAAGAAGUUUAAACUAGAGAAGGCAACUCCAAGAUGGACGGAGAAGGAGAAGCCAUUCGAGCUUAAACCGGUGCCCAAGGUGAACCCCUCCCACAUGCCUUCCUGGUGGGGAUAUGAUGAUGGGAAAGGAACAACCAAGGACACAACCACGCCUGUGUCUGCGUGGGAGGACAGCACAGUGUCCGACCAACAUGAAGUGGAGGCAACAGGCGGGUGGUCAGUGCCACCGUCGGCAGUCAGCCAGACCCGGUCGGCAAGGAACCUGUCGGCGGACUCGCAGAGUCACAUGAAGGGGCAGCAGAAACUUGCUACGACCACUCCAACAUCGUACAAACUGAAGAGCAGGCGCAUUGAGCUGAAUCGGGUUGACCUUGAAAUUCGAACGCCGGAGGUCAAGCAAAAACAUCGAAAGUCUGGGAAAAAAAGCAUAGAAAAGAAAUCUCAGGAAACACCAAGUCUUCCAGCUGAGGAGAACAGUAACGUUCAAGAAAAGCAGUCACCUGCGGAGUUUGUGAAAACAGACCUGAUCAAACAGCUGCUACAGGAAUCCUGGAUGCCGAAGAUGAACGCGGACAGCGAGUUUGACGACAUCAUGUGUCAGUUCGUGGCCCUCCUUGAUGACAGCAGCAACCCAGUCGUGUUUGCAAGAAUGUGCGAGUACCUGAUGAAGAUAUGCACGGAGCUCGGUGUCCCACAAACCAUCAUGAAUAUGAUUGUUCGCAAGAUUGGGUCCAAUCUGGACAGCGAGAAUGGGGCGGUGAAGAAGAACACAAUCAAAACUCUGCAGUUCAUAGGUCAAGGUCGUCCAGACGUGAUGCUGCUACUACUGCCACAACUAAUCAGUGGCGAGGAGCACAUCAGAAGGGCCACAGCAGACGCCAUAGCGACCCUUACUGGGGCCAGGGACAAGGAGCAGUUGCUGAUUACCCUGGAGUCAAUGGGGAUCAUACAUGGGGCCUACAGCAGCAAGGCUGAUGAGGAAUACGCCAUGUCGAUCCUUGCUGAGCGGUUUGCUAACACCCCUGAGGACCCCCAGCGUCACAUCAGGAUAUCUGAAUGGGUACAGGACACCACCCCGGGGGUCUUCGACGAAGAGUUGGACGUAGAUCAGGUCAUGGGCAGGUCAAGGUCACAGAAAUCCUCAAACCAGGGGAGGGAACCAUCAUUCAUGUCAGAGGGGAGGGAACUCUCAUUCAAAUCAGAGGGGAAGUCAGGCAAAAAGGAGUGGGCUUCAAGAAGCAAGCGCAAUGAAACAGGGGCCAGUUUUCACAGGAAGAAGUUCCAGGACAUCGAUGGAUUCUCCACCAUUUCUGACCGCAGCUCUUCCAGCAGAAAAAGUCGAAAAAGUGGCAGGUUUACCCCUAAAGACCCGAAGUUGUAUCAUUACUAUGACAAUCUAAUUGCGAACAAAGAGGGACAACCCAAGAAUAAACUCCAAGGAUAUACCUUUGCAAUAUUUAAUAAGACUGCUGUGUCCUUGAUGUUUAUUCCUCUGUGGGUAGUUCUGGAGGAGGAGGACGAGGACAUCACACAGAAGGAUUCUGCCUUCCAUACUCUCUCUAACAUCACUAGCAGUCAGGUGACAGAUAGACUGAGCAGUUACGACUCUGGGAUCACAAAGGACAUAUCGGACAUGAGCUAUCAACGUGGUGGUCAUCAAGGUUUUGGUGCUAUGCUGUCACCUGUCAAGUCUGAGUCUGCCAGCCCGAGACCACGCUCUCAUACCAGUCCACAAUCCUCGAAAGAUUGGCGUAAGUUCUUUGACAUAGUGCCAAACGCUGCAGAGCGUAGGCAGAUGGAGCAAAUCCGGCGGGAAAUGGAGGCGGGAAAACUGAAGCCCACGACACUCCCGCCGAUCUCAUAUUUCGCAGAGGACCUUCCCAUGUUGCCUGGCGAGGCAGGAACCAGGCUCUUGCAGACAGUCAGAGUCGGGGAAAAGGUCCCUCAUCCAGGUGAUGGCAGACACAGAAUCGAGUCCGUACCCGGGAAGCUGGCAGUCCACACUCAGAAUGAGCAUGCGGGUCUCAGCAACUAUGGUAUCCUACAAAUGCAGUGGACUACAGAGGUGCCCUCUGUGCGCGACCGUUCUCAACCGCCAAGGAAGAUUCCCCAGCAUCGCCCCCAGGGGAUGAUGCCUGACGACAAUUCGUCCGACGUGGUACAGAUGCCUAAUAGUAACAGACUUCGAGAGUUCUCAGACGAGGACCUGCGUCUGCCGCACCUGGAAGCCGUCACCCCUCAGCUGACCAAUCAGCUGUCAGCGAACCAUUAUGAGUGGGCACUUCCUCUACCGCCCCCGCCUGCAAAGGAAUCCCGCACGAACGCGGCCGCCAUCAAGAAAGACCAUGACGCGUACUGCAAGUACUAUCAGCUUGUGAAGAAGAAACUACAUCUGUAUACAUCGCAACAAAGGGAAAGAACCCAACAUCUUCCUGAAGUGUUUGUGAAACAGCUGAAAGAAGGUCAGCCAAAAUUGAGCUCAAAGCGUCCACAACGGUCUCGAACUCUCACCAAGUCUGACCUCAGUCCUUCACAUUUUCCUCCAAUCAAAAUUGGCCAGCUCAUUCGAAUUUAGUGGACAUAUAUAUUGUUAUCUAUAUUUUCUUUUUGGUGUUGACUUUGGUAUAAGUUUCAUAUACCAAAAUAACUUUCUUCUGAGCCUUGCAUUUUUAUUUGUUAAUUUUUAUUAAAUAAUGAAAAAUGUCAUGAUAGUUAGUUGUGAUUUAUUCUGUGAUACGAUUUAUUUAAUAGGAUGUAUUUUUUUAGAUAGGUUUUCUUAA
Dreissena polymorpha is the source of this 5597-nucleotide messenger RNA. RefSeq lists its product as uncharacterized. The coding region runs from base 104 to 5392 and encodes 1762 amino acids. Lineage: Eukaryota; Metazoa; Mollusca; Bivalvia; Myida; Dreissenidae. The transcript is spliced from 50 exons. Gene Ontology annotation, molecular function: protein binding. The record is from RefSeq and is a predicted model, not a curated record.